Messenger RNA from Cryphonectria parasitica EP155, 3632 nucleotides. RefSeq lists its product as uncharacterized. Gene Ontology annotation, molecular function: microtubule binding; ATP binding; plus-end-directed microtubule motor activity. Lineage: Eukaryota; Fungi; Ascomycota; Sordariomycetes; Diaporthales; Cryphonectriaceae. The transcript is spliced from 4 exons. Gene Ontology annotation, cellular component: spindle microtubule; nucleus. Gene Ontology annotation, biological process: mitotic spindle assembly; microtubule-based movement. The coding region runs from base 231 to 3632 and encodes 1133 amino acids. The record is from RefSeq and is a predicted model, not a curated record.
GCUGACGUUACCGUAUCUUACACUAUUUCGAUAUACCAACGCUCCUACAACGAUUUGGUGCUUUGGUCCUUGGGUUCAACAAUAUUCAUUUGAAUCUCCAAUAGAAACAACAAUAGUCUCUGUUCGGGCCCAGCUUACUUUUCACUCUCAAGUUGGUUCCAGAACAAACCGCCGCGCUGGAUUCCAAACGCUCAGCUCCCCUGAGGAGGGGCCCCAGAUCCUCAACCAACAUGCCUCCUCCUCCUCCAUCGCGAGCGGGCGCCGCCGGGCGCGCAAGCAUCCGUCAAGGAUCACGCGUCCCCUCCUUCCGACCCCAGAGUGCCGCCGCGACCCCGCGACUCGACAGGUCCGUUGCCGCCUCCCCCGCAGGGUCCACCUCGUCUGCACCGAACGCCGCAGGCAUGAAGCGCAAGGAACGCGACUUCGACUCUGGAUUCAGCGAGGAGACAAACAUCAAUGUCGUGGUUCGGUGUCGAGGGCGCAACGACCGCGAGGUGCGCGAGAACAGCGCCGUUGUCGUCGGUACGGAUGGUGCGAUGGGCAAGCACAUUGAGCUGUCCAUGGGACCCAAUGCGCUCAGCAACAAGACCUAUGCCUUUGAUCGCGUCUUCUCGCAGGCAGCAGAUCAGUCUAUGAUCUUCGACGAUGUGGUGAAACCCAUCUUGGGCCAGAUGCUCGCUGGCUUCAACUGCACCAUUUUCGCUUAUGGGCAGACUGGUACCGGCAAGACCUACACCAUGUCUGGCGACAUGACCGAGUCCCUGGGGCUUCUUGCUCCUGAUGCUGGCAUCAUUCCUCGUGUCCUGCAAGCCCUGUUCAACAAGCUCGAGGCCGACGGGACCGAGAACUGCGUUCGGUGCUCAUUCAUAGAGCUCUACAACGAGGAGCUUCGCGACCUGCUGACCCCCGACGAGAAUGCCAAGCUAAAGAUUUUCGACGACUUGUCCAAGAAGGGCCAUGCCUCGACAAUUGUGCAGGGCGUCGAGGAGCGGCAUAUCACAAACGCGGCCGAGGGUAUUGCGCGACUUCAGGAAGGGAGCUUGAGACGCCAGGUCGCCGCGACCAAGUGCAAUGAUCUCAGCAGUCGGAGUCAUACCGUCUUCACCAUCGCAGUUCACGCCAAGCGCCCCGGGGGUGGCACCGAUGACUUCAUCAGCCUGGGCAAGUUGAACUUGGUCGACCUUGCGGGCAGUGAGAACAUCCAACGGUCUGGGGCGGAGAACAAGCGAGCUGCAGAGGCCGGUCUCAUCAACAAGAGUCUGCUGACGCUCGGCCGCGUCAUCAAUGCGCUGACGGACAAGAGCUCUCACAUCCCGUAUAGAGAGUCGAAGCUCACACGGCUGCUACAGGACUCGCUUGGAGGGCGGACCAAGACAUGCAUCAUUGCCACGAUAUCGCCAGCCAAGAGCAACCUGGAGGAGACCAUCUCAACAUUAGACUAUGCGUUCCGGGCAAAGAACAUCAAGAACAAGCCCCAGGUCAACACUCUGAUCAGCAAGAUGGCGUUGUUGAAAGAGUUCACGGCAGAGAUUGAGAGGCUGAGGACCGAGUUGAUUGCCACUCGGCUGCGCAAUGGUGUACAUCUCACCAAUGAGGCCUACGAGGAGAUGACGGCCCAGAGCGAAUCGCGUCGCAUUCUGGCUGACGAGCAGGCCGCCAAGAUCGAGACGCUAGAGUCAAACCUCCGCAUCAAGGUGCAAGAGCUUUUUGCCCUGACCUCGAGCUUUAUGGGACUCAAGAAGGAGCACGAGAGCACCAAGGCGCAGCUUUACGAGACGAAAGAAGUUCUCGACCAGACUGAGAUCAUCUUGGCGGCCACCCGGAAGACGCUUGCGGAGGAGACGCACAUUCGAAAGGCACAUCAGAUGACUGAACAAAAGCUGACUGCCGUCGGAGGAGAGCUUAUCUCCACGCUGAGGAAGACUGUUGGCGACGUCGAUGGGCUUCGCGCCAAGAACAAGAGGAAGUCGGACCUGCAGGACCUGAACCGCAGCACCUGGGCCAUGUCGCAAGCCCAAGUCACAGACGUCACCGAACUCGUCGAGAGCCGGAUCGAGGAUUUCCGAAAAGAUCAGGAUGAUCACAUUGCGAGCGUUUCUGAGAGAAUGCAUGCCUUUGUGCAGAAAGAAUUGCAGAAGCUCACGGCGACGCAGAGCUUUCUUGACGAGAAUCUUCAGAGGUUUGAAUCUUCACGAGACGAAUUACUAGAGCAGAAGCAGCGCUCUAAAGACGAAAUGGAUGACGUCCUGCAAGAGAUCAAGUUGGUCAGAGACAACAUCAAGGUGCGGGUAGGAGAAAGCCUCCUAGCGAUCGCUGCAGCGGCAGAGAGAAUAGCGGCAGACGUGCUCGGCGAGCUGGAUACAUUCCAUAACCACCUGCACACAUCCUACAAAUCUCUGGGCAAGGACUUCAAAUCGAUCUUCGAGGACCUGCUACGGCAUCUCGGCUCCCAACGAAGCGAAUCCGAUGGUUUAAGGCGCCAGUUAGAGGAGGCAAGUCGGGCCAUGGUUCAGGCGAAUGAAUCAGCGUCUGAUCAGAUUCAAGAGGUCAUCGAGGAGGAGCGCAAACAAGCUGCAGAGGACCGCCAGAAGCUGUUGACGCAGAUCACCAGCCUCAUCAAUGCUCAUGCCGAGCAGCAAGAGUCUCGCCUCUCUGGCAAGGCCACCAAGAUUCAGCAUCAUGUCAGCGGGGCCAAGGAGGCCUUCGGAGGUCAAGUAGCGAUCUACUCAGCUGGCAUGGACCGACUGGAGUCAGACGAAGAGAAGCUUCUGCAGGAUGUUGCCACGUCGAGAGACAUAUUGAAGACGAAGCUCAAGGACGACUGGGUCACCGCGAGUGAUCAUAGCACAUCUAUACAGACCACGACAAGAUCUGUGCACCAGGAAACGGUCCGCGUUGUGGCCGAGCAGAUGACAGAUCUGGAAACCCAGAUGACCGACUUUGAUGACUUCUUGACCAGAGCGCAAGCUGAAAAUGCCGAUCACCACAGUCAACAUUCAGAGUCUGUGGAUAAACUAUCAGCAACCGUGGGAGGUUCGUUCUCCAACAUCUCAAACCACUACGAAGAGACGUUCUCCCGUGUCCAGGGCCUCAAGACGGAGAUGGAGGCAGAUGUGGAACGGCUGCAAGGCAAUCUUGAGCCUCUGACGGACACGGUCUGCCAGCCACUGAGCAAGCUGCGACAAGACAUCUCCGACACCAAUCUUCGAGAGUACGAGCCUACAGGAGAGACACCGGAGAAGAUCCACUACCAAUACCCCACCCAACUUCCUCGCACAGCCCCCCAGGACGCCCUCAUCGCUAGCAUGCGCGAUGGAUCCAACGCCCCAACACCAAGUCGCUUGCCCGUCAGCUCCGCCUCCAGCUCGAGUUGUCUCUGCAGCGCAGCUGACUCCUCCUCAUCCGACCCCUCGUCCUCCUCGUCUUCUGCUCCUGUGAAACCUCCAAAUUCACCCUUCUCCUCAUCUUCAUCCUCAGCGACAUCCAUGUCGUUCUCCUCCUCCUCGUCAUCUUCCUCCGCAUCCGGCUCUUCUUCGCUGUCCGCCAGUUUCUCAGCCUCGGUCUGCUGCUCCUCCAACGCCAUGGUGGGGUCGUACUGGCCCUGGACCGGCUUGACGAAGGGGCUCAAGUGA